GAAAUCUUGCAUCGGAUUGGUGGAAGAGUCACCUGACUCGACUCCAGCAGCUGGGUAAACAUGGCGUCAGUCUCACGGUGUGAUGAUUAUGUCGCUCCUGCCUGCUAGCGGUGUGAUUUCUGGGCGCAUCUGUGGAUCAAACAAGGCAACGUGAUGGUAAUGAAGACAUGAAGAGAAGACGGAGAGAAGAGCUGCUUUUCAUUGUCUCGUUCAAUGCAUGAAAGAUUUGAUGCUGGCCGGAUGCUGGAAUUGACGCUAUAUAAUUGCUUUUGUUAGCAGGACGCCGACCUGCGUGCGUGUGGUGUACUGUAUUAAAAUCGAGCAUCUUAUGGUGUGGACUGGAUCACCCGAUGCCACAAUUCAACACUGGCAUCAAAUUUCCACAUAUUCUGUAAUUAUUGGUGGACGUUGAGAAUACAAUGAUCAUUGUGACUUCACUUUAUCUGCCUUUCAGCUCUGCUCCCUGCCAGCGUGUUCAUAAUUGAUAGAUGAGCUGCACAGUGUGGUCUCUAAUGCCUUGCUCCGCAAAAGCACUAUGAUAGGUUCACCUGACGUGGUGGCUUUCACAAAAGAGGCUGAUGAUGGUCAGAUCACUCCUGACCCAUGGGCCAUUCCAGAGGAGUUCUCCAUUCCCCUCCAUCCUCCGGCUGACUCCAAUCCUUGGGCCAAAACCUCCUACGCCAAGUUCACCAAAGACUUCAUCCUCAUUUCAGAGUUCUCUGAGCAGGUGGGCCCUCAGCCUCUCCUCACCAUUCCCGAUGACCCCAAAGUCUGUGGCACUUUUGAUCUCAACUACUUCUCCCUGCGCAUCAUGUCAGUUGACUACCAGGCCUCCUUUGUUGGGCAUCCGCCUGGCAGCGGAUACCCUCGGCUCAGUUUUGUGGAGGACUCAAGGGUUGUACUGGGUGACUCUAAAGAGGGCGCGUUUGCCUACGUCCAUCACCUUACACUGUAUGACCUGGAGGCAAGGGGCUUUGUGCGGCCAUUCUGUAUGGCAUACGUUUCAGUAGAUGAAAGGAAGAUCAUGUUGCAGUUUCAGGAGCUGUCUGUCCGCUUCUCAAAGGCCUCGGAGUGCUUGAAGGCUGGGAACCGGAGAGCUUUUGCCAAAGAACUUCAGCGGAAGCUUCGAGACCUAGAGUACACUCACUCUGUUCUGCAGAGGGAAGAGGGCCUGCGGAGAGAGGCGGGACCACAGUGCAUGUACUCCGCUCAUGCUGUGGAAAAGGCAAAUGAGCUCGCCAAUGUGGAGAAGAGCAUAUACGAACACAGAGACCUUCUAAGACAGAUCAGCUCAUACCCCCAUCGUCCCCGCCGGGACCCUCAAGCUGUUGCAUGUCAGAAGUGUAUGAGAGAGUGUGAAGAGCUCUUUGGCAAGUAUUCCAAGCUAGCUAACCCCUUGAGUUGCACCGAUGGAGGGGACAAGGAAGGGAAUGAUGUUCAGGGACGUAACGGUCAUGGAAGCGAAAGGGAGGUGGGUGAAGAAGAAUAUGAGCAUGUUAAACGCAGGCCGUCCUACACGCCACAGUUGAUCAAAGCCAAGUCUGCAAAGUGUUUCGACAAGCGCCUUAAGACCCUCCAAGAGCUGUGUGACAACAGGUUCUACGAGGCCACUGUGGAGCUCCUGAAGGAGACGGAAAGUAGUUUCCGUGGUGACCUGUGCUACCUGCACACCCGACGCUUGGACCUAGCCCUGCGGAAGAAGCUGAGAGUUAUUAACUUCCUGUUUGAAGAGGAACUCUGUGAAGACGACUAUGAUGAUCUUGAUGGAAAGGCAACAUUAAGACCAUUUUGUGCUGUGAACCACGCUGUAGAUGACUCCAGACUUAUGAAUCCAGUACCUAUCGUACUUGGACCAGAACAUCCAAAGCCUUUUGACGCUGCCUCUGAGACUAGCCAUACUCGAGACCUCAAGCUUGAAGACAACAAUCUCAAGAGCUCUUAUUUUGACCAGAAAUUGGAUGCCCAGAAGUGCUCAGAGAAACCUAAUGGAAACUGUAGCAACCAAGCAAGUCCAAAGCCAGACGUUCUGGAUCAUGAGUCUAACUUGACCCCAGACUGCAUCCACAACACUGAUCUGAAUGGUAAGAGCAACAGUGAAUGGGUGGAGGACGCUAUUGAUGAAGACAGGAAACCCAAGACUUUGCUAGAAGAAUCUACCAGAGACGUAGGAUGCGAGAAGGGCUCUAAGUUGGUUCCAAUGGAUGCUGCAUGCUGUAUGACUCAUGAAGGUUUUCUCGAUAAUCCACCUGAUGUGGCGCCCCAUCUCGCUGUCCACCUGCAGAAUGCUCAAAUCCUGGUGGUCAACCAGGAGCCCCAGGCCCUACUUCCACUCCAUGAUGACUAUGCUGUGGGAUGCCCAUUCUCAGAGAACCACACAGCUGGACUCCUAGGAGAUGCAGUUUCCCAUACCUCGGCCGAGGAUGGGUCUGAUUGUACUAUGAGUACAUCUACUGGUUCUGAUUGGACUGCCUCCCCUCUCAGCAAUGAGGGGAAGCUGACCCUGCGUCAGAAGAAGAAGGCCGGACAAGGGGCCUUGAGGUUCGUGCGACAGUAUCCUUUUGCUAUGCAGGCUCUCUGGUGUUUGCUGAGUGGCAGGACGCUGGUGGUGCUUGGGGCCGAUGAGGCGAGAGUUCGUCGGCUGGUUUCAGCACUGGCCCUAUUUGUACCAGCUCCAGGGAAGUGUGGAGAGCGAGUACAAGCUUGGCUGUGCUGCCCUUUCACCCUUACUGACCUGUACAGGUGGAAACUUAUUGGAUUGCAAAGAGUGGCGUCUCCUGUGGGUUCCAGCAUGCUGUACUCACUGUCCCGCUACAGCCGCUAUAUCUCCAUUCUGGAUGCCGACCAGAAGACAUUGCGCUCUCCACCUUAUCGUGGCGAACUGCUCGCCAACAUGGCUGAUCACCGCACCUACGUCCGCCGUGGCUCCACAUACUUCCUUCACGUGCAGAGUAUACUGUGCCGUUUGGUGGCCAAGGCCUUUCUGUUCACCUUCACCCACCAUCUCCAUCUGCCAGUCAACAUAACCGAGGGCCCGGAUGGCGUGGAGGCCCGACGCCGCUGCUUCCUCCAGGAGCAAUUGGGGCUGGGAGAGGACGACAGCCAGAUAGUGCUCUACCUCAGCCAGCUGAUCACUCAACACUACCUGCACACUUCUGUCGGCCACAGUGCAGCAGCAGCGCCUUUUAAUUUUAACUACACCACCAGCGUUUUAUACAAAAUCUGAUCUUUUACAGAGAGACCCCACUCUUUUGGUUUUUAAUGGACUAAAGAUGGUCUUGAUCUUGAAGAUGAUCAUUUUAAUUUAAGAUCAAACUGCACUGGUUUUAUUGUAUUAUCUCUGCAUAUCUGCCUUGUUCUCUGGUCAAAUGUGUGUGUAGGAAAAAGGCAACUUGUGAAUGUCAGUAAGUGGUUCAGUUGUGAAAGCAUGUUGACUCAAACAUGCACACAUACUGUAAUCCUGACGUGACAGAGAAAUGGUGAAUAUUUGCAUAUUACUGGGUUUAUGUUGUGGGAUCAGUCCCUGCUCAACCACACGUGUACAGUAUCUUUAUAUUUUUUUAAUUACAGUAAAUUAACACUUGACACUGCUGUUCAUGUACAGAAAUAGCUUAUUUGUUCUCAGACAAACUUGCAUUGUGAUGAUAUUCUGUCCAUGAAACUUCAUGAGCACCAUGCAAAUUUGUUCCGCCUUUGUCAACUAACGCAUUCUCGCUGAUGAUUUUUCAACCACACUCUCUGUUUGUUUGAAUCAUGUAGUGGGCAUGAGUUCUUUUACCCACAUUCCUGUAGUAAAAUUGUAUUGUCCUUGUUUUUCCAAAUGGACAUGCAAAAGUGGACUUUUAACAGUCAAUUUUACUCUUGAGAACAUGAAGUAAAGAGGCUGUUUCAGCCUUGUUAAAUUUUAUCCAGUUGUCCUCCCAUGAUAGUGCAUGACCUAAGAAAUAUGUUGUCAAACAAAUACUUUCUGUUGAGGGGUGCACAACAGCAACAAAAAAAACCUGCUGAUGCGAUCAGCUGUUGUGGAUGUUCGUGGGAUUUGACUCAGUCAGGAAAACUUUAAAGCUAUUUAACCUUAAUGUAUUGAAUUUCACUGUUGUCUUAAAGGUGUGAGAUUGUUGUGGUGUCAGCAUGAGACUGUCUUGUACCACAGUGAAUUAUUAUAUUGGUAAUGUUUCUGCUUUAUCAUGGGUGAAAUAAUUGUUACAGACAGGAUGCUUGAGUUUGGUUUGGGUGAAGAAGGAUGUUAGAUAUAUAUGAUUUACUGUUGCCUGAUCAGUGCUCUUUGUUGGAUGUAAUCACAAAACUCAACUUUUUUUCAGUUCAUUUUUUUCAGUAAGCCCUGUAACAGUUCCAUAAACCUUGGAAAUCUGAAAUUGGGCUGUGAAACAAAUCUACAGAAGAGUCAUCCAUAUGUAGCACAUUUUUCUGUUGCUAAUUUUGUGGUGUUGCUGUACUUCUGUAACCACCACAACACAUGUAACUGCAUGGGGCAAAUAGUUAUGGUGGAACUGUGGAUGCUGUCCUUUCUACUGCAAGCAAUGGAAAUUGAUCGAGGCUUUUUUUUUUUUUUUUCAUUCACCUGACUACAAUUUUAAUUUGGGGAAAAUGCAGCAACCUUAGAUUUCAUUUGACUUUUUUUUUUUUUAACCCCGCUUGUUCCAUGUGACCUAUUAAAUAAUUUCUGAUCUUAGUGGUUUUAGUAAUUUUCCCCUGUAAUGCAAAAAAAGUGAAUGUAAUCUGACCACACUGUGCUUAACGUGAUCACUCAGUGUCCUUAAGUUACAGGUGCAUCAUUUCUGCACAUUUUGUAUCACUUCAUGAGGGGGGCGGUGUCUUUUUUCCACCUUUUAAAUAUAUCGCAUAUCAAUGCUUUUAGGUCAUUUUUUUCCAUUAAAAUAUUUAUAUCCAGUACCGUUUUUGCACUGUUUGGUGCACACAGGAGUUAAAUGAAUCGAUGAUCCUGACGUUCACUGUGAACAACUCAUGCAACCGAGAGAUCAUUAAAUAUGAAGUGCUCCAAGA
Phyllopteryx taeniolatus (common seadragon) is the source of this 5022-nucleotide messenger RNA. It is a transcript of the gene smcr8a, whose product is annotated as Smith-Magenis syndrome chromosome region, candidate 8a. The transcript is spliced from 3 exons. Bases 536 to 3223 code for a protein of 895 amino acids. The record is from RefSeq and is a predicted model, not a curated record. NCBI's taxonomy places the organism in Eukaryota, Metazoa, Chordata, Actinopteri, Syngnathiformes, Syngnathidae. Gene Ontology annotation, cellular component: guanyl-nucleotide exchange factor complex. Gene Ontology annotation, molecular function: GTPase activator activity.